CUGGCGGAGGGUGCAGAAGUGCUGCUCCAGCUCAGACUGUUCCACUGGGACGGCCUGUGUUUUGGGUGCGGGAAGACGUCAGAGAUGGGAGAGGAGAGGAUGGGGGACUGCUGGAGCUACACUAAGGAUCAAUUUGACAACUUGGAGAAGCAUACACAGUGGGGCAUCGAAUUUGUUGAGAGAUACACCAAAUUUGUCAAGGAGAGAUCUGAGAUUGAAACCAACUAUGCCAAACAAAUUCGGAAUUUAUCAAAGAAGUAUCAACCCAAGAAGAAUUCACGAGAGGAAGAAGAGAAUAAGUACACCUUCUGCCGAGCCUUCCUGACCAACCUUAACGAACUGAAUGACUAUGCAGGUCAACAUGAAGUCAUAGCUGAGAACCUGACUUCUCAAAUCAUCUCUGAGCUUGCACGCUACCUACAGGAUCUCAAGACUGAAAGGAAAUCGCACUUCCAUGAUGGGCGUAAGGCACAACAGAACAUCGAGAGCUCAUGGAAGCAGCUUGAAACGUGCAAAAGAAGAUUUGAGCGGGACUGUAAAGAGGCUGACAGGGCGCAGCAGUAUUUUGAGAAGAUGGACGCCGACAUAAACGUGACAAAGGCCGAUGUGGAAAAGGCACGACAACAAGCUCAGAUGAGACACCAGAUGGCUGCUGAUAGUAAGAGCGAUUACUCCUCCUACCUGCAAAAGUUCAACCAGGAGCAGAAUGAACAUUACUAUACAGUCAUACCCAGUAUAUUCCAGAAAAUCCAAGACAUGGAGGAAAGACGAAUUGAGAGGAUAGGAGUGUGCAUGAAGACAUUUGCAGAGGUCGACCGCCAGGUGCUGCCCAUCGUAGGAAAAUGUUUGGACGGCAUGACAAAAGCUGCCGAAGCCAUUGAGCCUAGUAAUGACUCGAAGCAGGUGGUGGAGUCCUUUAAAUCAGGAUUUGAGCCCCCAGGAGACGUGGAGUUUGAGGACUACGGUCAGCCAAUGAAGAGGACAGUGUCCGAUACCAGUCUGUCCAACUCCAAAGAGGGCAAGGAGAAGCCUGGUGGAAAAAGCAAGGGCAAACUGUGGCCCUUCAUUAAAAACAAGAACAAGCUUAUGUCCCUGUUAACAUCCCCCCACCAGCCCCCCCCUGCCCCCCCAGCCUCGUCCCCGCCCUCACCCUCUGCUGUUCCCAACGACCCCCAGUCUCCCAAGCAGCACAAGGAACCCCUCUCCCAUCGCCUCAACGACUUCAUGACCUCCAAACCUAAAAUGCACUGCCUCCGGAGCCUGAGGCGAGGGCUUUCUCUCAAGCUGAUCACACUCAAUUCCCACGUCUGGAAUCUCAUUGAGGGCUCUGGACCAGAAGAUUUCAGCAACCUACCCCCAGAGCAGAGGCGGAAGAAGCUGCAGGGCAAGAUAGAUGAACUGAGCAAGGAAAUCCAAAAAGAGACGGACCAGAGAGAUGCCCUAACUAAGAUGAAAGAUGUGUACAUAAAGAACCCUCAGAUGGGAGACCCUACCAGCGUGGACCCCAGGCUAACGGAGAUAGGACAGAAUAUUGAGAAGCUCCAGUUUGAAGUGCAGAAAUUUGAGAGCUGGUUAGCAGAAGUGGAGGGACGAAUGCCGUCUAAAAGCGACACACAAAGGAGACAAAGUGGACUCUAUGAGACACAGAACAGCACGUCAGUGGGCAACAGUUGCGCCCAGGACAGAGAGAGCCCAGAUGGCAGUUACACGGAGGAGCAGAAUUCAGAGUCUCAGGUCAAAGCCAACAACAACCCCGUCCCCACGUCCACCACAUCGGAAUUCGAUGACGAGUUUGAUGAUGAGGAGGUCCUGCCCACCAUCGGCACCUGCAAGGCCAUCUAUCCCUUUGAAGGUCAUAACGAGGGCACUAUUCCAGUGACAGAAGGAGAGCUGCUGUACGUCAUAGAGGAAGACAAAGGAGACGGCUGGACGCGAGUGCGCAGGAACGAGGACGAAGAGGGAUAUGUGCCCACAUCCUACAUCGAGGUCUAUUUGGAAACGAAUGCCAAAGAUUCCUAAAAGUGCGAGGCUGGCUGAGGAAUGGCAGGGCAAGCACCCUCGGAGAAACAACCAUGUUCCCCAAAAUGCUCAUAAAGUUAAAGAGAGAGAAAGACGACCUAAAUUUACUAGGCUGAUUUUCAUGCAUCUCAAUUUUCAAACGAUUAUAUUUGAUCUGUUCAUCGUGUUACAAAACUCUGAUGUGAGGCGACAAUAUGAGAUUUAUUGAAAUUUAACGCCCGUAACCUUUCCAUUCUUAACAUCAGUACAAUUCAGUUGCACACACACACACAAAACACAAAAUGAUUUUUUGUUUUCGUUGUCUCGGCAAAGCUUUGCUUCUCAAUAUAACUAACCAGCUUGCACCACGUCAUAAAGAUGGCGGCUGUUGGCUUCCUCACUCUGAAUGUGCCUCUGCCCCGCCGCUGCUCCCUUCCAGUACCUUUUGCCCCAGCCAACACACACACACACACACACACAAAUCAGGGUGUGGUCAGAGACAGGAAGAAGACCAGCUUGGAGACGACCUGAACACUCCGCCUAGCAGGCCACGGACUCCGUCUUGAAUGGCGAGGAUAGGAAGCCGUAGCCCCUCGACGAACCUUCCCAUUCAGCCUGGUGUGUUUGUGUGCGACUGUGUUGAUCUGUCAUGUGAUAGAAACAGAUUCCUCACUCCCUCGUUUACUCGGCAGCAUCACCCAAAAAGAGUCUUCCAGCUUCCUGGACUCACAGUAGGGCUUGAGACGGCCUCGACCUUUAUUCCACUCACAAACCUCAGCUUUAUAUUUGCAGAUCUCAGCCCGUGGGAGAGAAAAGGAGAGACCAGCGCCCUUCUUCUUUGUGAUGAGUGGCUGGGGUCUGUUGUUGUGUCUGAUCUAUGUGAAAAUGGAUCUGCCUCAUUCGCCAUACACACACUCUAACCCAACAACUAGAUUCUUGUAUUUGGUGUCUGCUCCUCUCUCUGACCACCCCCACCUCCCCAACCUCCACAACCCCCACAACC
Molecule: messenger RNA, 3001 nt
Organism: Lampris incognitus (smalleye Pacific opah)
Lineage: Eukaryota; Metazoa; Chordata; Actinopteri; Lampriformes; Lampridae
Gene: fnbp1b
Product: formin-binding protein 1
Exons: 18
Coding region: 85-2019 (644 amino acids)
Biological process (GO): signal transduction; endocytosis
Molecular function (GO): protein binding
Source: RefSeq, a predicted model, not a curated record